Molecule: messenger RNA, 1338 nt
Organism: Boeremia exigua
Lineage: Eukaryota; Fungi; Ascomycota; Dothideomycetes; Pleosporales; Didymellaceae
Exons: 4
Coding region: 1-1338 (445 amino acids)
Source: RefSeq, a predicted model, not a curated record
AUGACAGGCUCCACUAAGAACGACCUGCAUGUCCUCAUUGCCGGCGCCGGCACAAGUGGUCUGCUUGUAGCUCAGGGUCUGAAAAAGAACGGCAUUGCCUUCACCAUCUUUGAAUCUGAGUCAAGCACAACAUAUCAGACGCGGCCCCGAGAAUGGGGCAUGACCCUCCAUUGGGGCUCGUCCCAUAUCGCCUCCUGCCUCCCUGACGAGCUCACUGCCCGUUUCAACGAAACCUAUGCCGAUCCGUCUCUGAAACCUGACGCUGUGACCGGGCUGCCCAUCCACAAUGGCAAGACCGGAGACCUGAUCAUGGAGAUGGGCGCCGAAAAGCCGAUGCGGGUCAGCCGAAAGAAAAUGCGUAACUUGUUCAGCGAGGGCAUUGACGUGCAGUACGGCAAGCAGGUUGUACGUGCCUACGUAAUCGACGACGCUUCGUCGCCGGACAACGGACGAGUCAAGGUCGAGUUCAAGGACGGCGAGCAUGCCGUGGGCGAUGUGGCUGUUGGCACUGACGGAGCGAAGUCGCUGUUCAGGGAGUCAAUCGUCGGCUACGAAGACGCGCAGCUGACGACCGUCCCCGUGAACCUUAUCAAUUUUCCCUACAAGUUCAACGCGGAGCUAGCCCUGCAGAUACGGGCGUAUAACAAGAUCUUCCUCAACAGCAUCCAUCCUGAUCACGGAACUAUGUAUUGGUUGUCGAUUAUGGACGUGCCCGACACUAACAAGCCCGAGACUUGGAGCUUCCAGGUCAUGCAGAGCUGGAACGACAAGACGACGCCCCCUUCUGCCGACUUAACCACCAAUGAGGGCCGUCUGAAGUUCUUCAAGGCACGCUGCGAGGAAUAUGCCGAACCCUGGCGCUCAGUUGGCCGCGCCGUCGCGGACGGUACGACAAUCCCCAUGGACAAACUGACCUAUUGGGAGAAAUCGAAGAAGUGGGAUAACAGAGGAGGAAGAAUGACGCUAUGUGGAGAUGCCGCUCAUCCCAUGACCCCUCGUAAGUUUUCGCGUUCCUGCGUUACCACAGUCUACGGGACCCUGGACCCCCACACCCCAGAUCUUAUCACUGAUACAAUCCAUUCUGCAGAUCGCGGCCAAGGCUUGAAUAAUGCUCUGCAGGACGCUUCCAAUUUCGUUAGCACGAUUGUGUCAGUAUCCAAGGGCUCGGCACCACUCGCCGAGGCCGUCCAAGCAUACGACGACGAGGUUCUCGAGAGAGGCCAAACAGAGAUGGAGAUCUCGCUGAAACAGUCUUACUUCAUCCACGACUGGGAAACACUCAUGCAGAGCCCGAUGAUAAAGAUUGGUAUGCGCCAAGUCAAGAAGGGCGAGGUAUAG